Molecule: messenger RNA, 740 nt
Organism: Aphanomyces astaci
Lineage: Eukaryota; Oomycota; Saprolegniomycetes; Saprolegniales; Verrucalvaceae
Exons: 6
Coding region: 1-633 (210 amino acids)
Source: RefSeq, a predicted model, not a curated record
AUGUCCUUGUUGCGAGUCGUGCGCGUCGGCGGCGUGCUGUCCAAGGCGGCAACUCCUGCGGGGGCGAGAUCCUUCUCUCAGUUCAUUGGUGGCGGCGUGGACUCGUCGAGCAACCACGUGACGUCCCGGACCAACGAAUCGGUUGUGUUUCAAUCCAAUUCCAAGUGGCCUUGGUAUGCUGGCAAGGGGGCGGCCGUGCAAGUGUAUGCCGCGGCGGCCUUCACGGCUCAAAUCUUGUUCACGUUGCCCGAAGGCGCGACCAAUCUUGAGAUCUUUGCGUCCGCAGGGCCAUUGGUGAGUGCAUCUGCGUUCUUGUUCUACGGCACCAAGUACCUGUGCGAGCGUGUGAUUUCAACGGUGGCAGUAUGUCGAACCAUCGGCCAACGAGAUGAGUUCUUAAAGAUCACCGUGGACGGCGUGUUCGCGCCCAAGUCCUUUCAAGUGCUUCCUCGGGACGUCAAGGUGGUCUCCAAAGACUCGAACGGCAUGUACUCGAUCAAAAUCCAGCGCACCACGUUUUGGCUCGACUCGGGCAAAGCCGCCAAACUCGAAGCCAAGAGCCUCGACAUCGUCCUCAGCGGCAAGCCACUACUCGUGCGCCACGUCAAGCAGCCCAAACACUCGCGACGAUAAACGACAACGAUAUUAUCUUCUUGCUAAGACAACAUCGAUACCUGCCUAGCACUACUAUCCCUAACAAGAUAAGCGAGACUACUCGUCGUCGCUGCUUUCUUCGUCGC